UUAUCACAAUAUCUGCCUCGGGAAUGUCGGAUGAGCUGACGCGUCUCAAGAGCAUUUGCCUACAUUGAAGGGGUAUUUUGACGUGAAAGCUUGGCUCUGACGGCUGCGGUAUUUCGAAUAUUGCUGCGCAAGGAUGACGUUCAUACUCGUACAGGGGGUCACCAGAAAGUGUCCGAAUUCGCUACCCACGGGCCAAAGACACCAAAAUCUGAGGGGCUCAGAAACCAAUUAAUGGGACUAUUUUACAGCUUUAUUACCACAAUGCAGUCUUGAUGGGCUUUCCACCGUUUUUAGUAAGGCGUAGGCAUCUUCCAGGCAUAUCUGAAAUACGCUUUCGCGCCUCCUCCAUUGCUAUCUUGCUCCAUUCCUCCUGUAAGGCCUCCUUUACCUCCUCGUCAGAAUCUUCUAUUCAUAACAUCUAUUCCUUCCCCUGCUCAAUUUCAGUGAUUACCGGUGUCCCCCAUUCCCACCCACGUCGUCCCGCCAAUCCCAUAUAUUCAUUUAUUUUAUUUGCACUUCAGUAAGCAUAAAACAACACCUCUUCAUUCUCCUCUUGUCGAAUCUUCUUGUUCGUCCUCACCAAAACAAACCGCAUCACCCACGCUGCGGCCGC
Hyaloscypha bicolor E is the source of this 613-nucleotide messenger RNA. RefSeq lists its product as uncharacterized. The record is from RefSeq and is a predicted model, not a curated record. The coding region runs from base 273 to 524 and encodes 83 amino acids. NCBI's taxonomy places the organism in Eukaryota, Fungi, Ascomycota, Leotiomycetes, Helotiales, Hyaloscyphaceae. The transcript has a single exon.